Molecule: messenger RNA, 697 nt
Organism: Cynara cardunculus var. scolymus (artichoke)
Lineage: Eukaryota; Viridiplantae; Streptophyta; Magnoliopsida; Asterales; Asteraceae
Product: CRIB domain-containing protein RIC4-like
Exons: 3
Coding region: 164-694 (176 amino acids)
Source: RefSeq, a predicted model, not a curated record
GUAGCAUAUACAAUGAUUAUAUAUAGCUUGCUUACAAAGUCAAAGAGGGCCUCCGAAUCUUGAAUUAGAAAGCUCUUGUAUCUGCUGCUAACAGAAGCCUCCUGAAUCUACUAUUUCUGGGAGAUUGUUUCAUUUUCAUUGGCAUCCAAGAUUCUAAUAAGCCAUGAGAGAUAUUAUGGAAAGGUUUCUGGUUCUUCCCUUUUCUAUGGGAUGUAUGUCAAAGUCAAAUGCAGCUGGUGCAGUUGAGUCAAGCCAAUGCAAGGAACAAAAGCCUCAACCAAAACAGCUUGUAACAAGGAUGCAAGAGGGAAAAAGCUCAUCUGGAAUGAAACUCAAGAAUUCUUGGGGGCUUGUAGCCCUAAGGAGAUCCAAUAUUUCAAGAGGAUUUCGAAAACUAGUCUUGGAGACCUUGGAAAGUUUUUCUCGAAUUUUGAGUUACAAAGACGUAGAGGAAAUUGAGUUGGAAUUGGAAAUAGGACUUCCUACAGAUGUAAAACAUGUUACACACAUAGGAUACGAUGGAUCAAUGACAAGAAAUCCCGUAAAAAACAAAAACUGGGAUAACAUGGAAACACCUGAAAUACAUUCUUUUCCUUGUAUUUCUAUGAAACAAUUUGAGCAUGCCAUGGCUGCCCAAUCUCAGACUCCACCACCUCCUAACCAUUCAACCAAUGACAAAGAUUAUACCAGUUAAUUA